Messenger RNA from Perognathus longimembris pacificus (Pacific pocket mouse), 2823 nucleotides. RefSeq names its product protein inhibitor of activated STAT 4 (gene Pias4). Bases 80 to 1615 code for a protein of 511 amino acids. Gene Ontology annotation, molecular function: SUMO ligase activity; transcription coregulator activity; zinc ion binding. The record is from RefSeq and is a predicted model, not a curated record. The transcript is spliced from 11 exons. Gene Ontology annotation, biological process: protein sumoylation; regulation of transcription by RNA polymerase II. NCBI's taxonomy places the organism in Eukaryota, Metazoa, Chordata, Mammalia, Rodentia, Heteromyidae.
UGGCCCCGCCUACGAGUGGCGGACGGUCACGUGACGCGACGGCUGGGGGCUCCCGGCGCGGGGGACGCUGGUGGCCAAGAUGGCGGCGGAACUGGUGGAGGCCAAAAACAUGGUGAUGAGCUUCCGCGUGUCCGACCUCCAGAUGUUGCUGGGAUUCGUGGGCCGCAGCAAGAGUGGCCUGAAGCAUGAGCUGGUCACCAGGGCCCUGCAGCUGGUGCAGUUCGACUGCAGCCCGGAGCUGUUCAAGAAGAUCAAGGAACUCUACGAGACACGCUAUGCCAAGAAGAAUGUGGAGUCUGGCCCACAGCCCCACCGGCCCCUGGACCCUCUCACCGUGCAUUCCACCUAUGACCGGGCUGGCACAGUACCCAGGACUCCGCUGUCGGGCCCCAAUAUUGACUACCCUGUGCUCUACGGGAAGUACCUAAAUGGACUUGGACGAUUGCCUACCAAGACCCUCAAGCCAGAAGUCCGCCUGGUGAAGCUGCCCUUCUUCAACAUGCUGGAUGAGCUGCUGAAGCCCACUGAGUUAGUCCCACAGAACGCUGAGAAACUUCAGGAAAGUCCAUGCAUCUUCGCCCUGACUCCCAGACAGGUGGACCUCAUCCGGAGCUCCAGAGAGCUGCAGCCUGGAGUGAAAGCCGUGCAAGUGGUCCUCAGGAUUUGCUACUCAGACACCAGCUGCCCUCAGGAGGACCAGUACCCCCCCAACAUUGCCGUCAAGGUCAACCACAGCUACUGCUCCGUUCCAGGCUACUACCCUUCCAACAAACCUGGAGUGGAGCCCAAGCGGCCCUGCCGGCCCAUCAACCUUACCCACCUCAUGUACCUGUCCUCUGCCACCAACCGUAUCACUGUCACCUGGGGCAACUAUGGCAAGAGUUAUUCUGUGGCACUCUACCUGGUGCGGCAGCUGACGUCAUCGGAGCUGCUACAGAGGUUGAAGACGAUCGGGGUGAAGCACCCUGAGCUGUGCAAGGCACUGGUGAAGGAGAAGCUGCGCCUGGACCCCGACAGCGAGAUCGCCACCACGGGCGUGCGGGUCUCCCUCAUCUGCCCGCUGGUAAAGAUGCGGCUAUCGGUGCCCUGCCGGGCAGAGACCUGCGCCCACCUGCAGUGCUUCGACGCUGUCUUCUACCUGCAAAUGAAUGAAAAGAAGCCCACGUGGAUGUGCCCAGUGUGCGACAAGCCCGCCCCCUAUGACCAGCUCAUCAUUGACGGGCUCUUAUCCAAGAUCCUAAGCGAGUGUGAGGAUGCAGAUGAGAUCGAGUACCUGGUGGAUGGUUCAUGGUGCCCAAUCCGUGCAGAGAAGGAGCGGAGCUGCAGCCCCCAGGGCCCCAUCCUGGUGCUUGGUGCCUCCGAUACCAAUGGUCUCCUGCCGCCCCCAAGUGUGAACAGUGGCGGUGGCGGUGGCCCACUGGGCACGGGCGGUGGGCUGGGCGCCCCCAGUGUGGAGAACGGGAAGCCAGGAGCCGAUGUGGUGGACCUUACGCUGGACAGCUCAUCUUCCUCGGAGGAUGAAGAGGAGGAGGACGAGGAGGAGGAGGAGGAUGAGGAGGGCCCUCGGCCCAAGCGCCGAUGCCCCUUCCAGAAGGGCCUGGUGCCAGCCUGCUGACCACGGGCCGCUGGACACUCACUGGUGCUCGCCAUCGGAGGGGCAGGUGGGCGCGGGGUGCACAGGGAGGAGGCCUUUGCUUUCCUUUCAUGUUUCACUUUGUUUUCUCCACUCCGCCCCUGGCUCCCAGCACCUGUACCUCUGGACUCUCCUCUGGGGGGAUUAAAAAAAGUAAAAUGACAAAAAAAAAAAAAGUACAAAAACAAAAAAAGAAAAAAAAAAACCCGACUUUGAAGAAUAAGGCAAGUCACCACACAGCCACCUCCCCAGCUGGAGUCCAGGCCCAAGCCCUAGCUGGACCCAGGAGUGCUGGGCAGCUGGGACCCAGGACGCCCUGCGAACUUCCACUCCCCCUGCCAUUGCCUGCAAUGUCCCGGCCCCUCCCAGCUGGUGCAGGGGACCCAUGGGAGGGGCAUGGGCCAGGCCCGGCUGGCGACCCUCGACCUUGGCUGUGUCUGUCCCUUUGCUUUCUCCGCAAAUGCACAGGCUGGAGCCCCUGGCAGCCUUGCUGUGCUGAGCAUCUUAGCUAAGAAGCCAUGGAGGGGGGGCGGGAGGGGGGUGGGGUGGGUGGGGCAGGGAGGGGGCGCCACAGAUGUGUUGUAUUUUUUGAAAGUGCAAUAACUUGGUGUUCAGAAGGCUGGGCUCCGGGCCAGGCCUCCCCGGGGAGGCGGGCCCCAGGCACGGCACCGUGUGGCGUGGGGUGGGGGGGGUCUCAGUUUUCUAGCCAGCUACCUCGGUAACUCCAAUUCAGGUUAACUUCCCUAUGGAGCAGCACAGAUGCCACCGCCCGGCGGGUGGGCGGGGGGGGGGGGCACCCGCUGGCUCCUUGUUUUCGUCUUGCUCUUGGGUUUCCCGGCCCCUCCCUGGGAGCCUCUCUUCCAACAGGGCCCGGCCAGCGCCACACCAGUCUGGGACCCCCUGGUGGGGGUCUCAGGGAGGAGGAGGGGAGGGGAGCCUCCAGACCUCCGUGCCCUGCAGCCGGGCAGCCACCGAUUCUCCACAGAACUCUCCGAGUCAGGAAGCAAUACCUUCAGGUCUAGAGGACACCGGCCCGGGCCACGAGGAACUCUGCGGCCACGCCCACUGGCAGCCCAGGGCGCUGUUUUCUAAUAUUUGUAUUCUAAUUUAAUUGUUUUUAAAAAAUGCAAAUAAAAAGGUCAUGGUGAAGCCACGGAGGAGUCCUGAUGUGAUGUGUGCCUGGGUCCCUG